GAAUUUGGUCUAUAAUUUUUUGUAUAUAAAUUUGGUUUUGGCAGAUAAACAAAAAAAAAAAAAAAAGAAAGAAAGAAAACUGUGGAAUUAAAAUUGUGAUCGUAGUGAAUAUGAGAAAGCUUGGAUAUAUGGAGCUGUUGGCCAAGAUUCCAAGACCAGCCUGUCCCUGUUUGCAGGUAUAUUGUCCCUUUCUGUGUUCAGACUUGUUAAUUGUAAUAACUGGUAAUGGUAGUCCUUUAUAUGUACAUCAUCCAUCAUCACACACCAUCUUGAUCAAUAAACCCUCUACGAUUUCGAUCUUCUCUCACAACUUCACAAAUCAAAAUCAUAAACCAUGCCUCUACAUACCGAGACUAGUAGUACUCCUCUUCCUCCAAAGUACUUACAAGAUGAUAAACUGACUCAAGAAUGCGAGGAGCUGCUGCCUUCUCUACCCAAAGAAAAAGGAUGGGUUUCAUCUUAUCUUUACCAAUACCGAGGUUUUUGGCACUCCGCCCGGCAGCUUCAAGGUGUCGUUGCAUGUCAAAAACACUUUGAAGCUCAAGAUUCUGACAUUUUCCUCGUCACUACUCCCAAAUCCGGGACUACAUGGCUGAAAGCCCUUCUAUUCGCUUUAGUUAACCGCAUGCAGUAUUCUUUUAUGGAACAGCAUCCACUGCUCAUGCAUAGCCCUCAUGAGCUUGUUCCUUAUCUGGAUUCAAAGAUCUAUGUCGAGAACCAAACUCCUGACCUCUCUUCCUUCACCAGUCCUAGACUUUUCGCCACUCAUUUGCCAUUAGUUUCAUUGCCACAAUCCGUGCAUGAAUGUCCCUGCAAGAUUGUUUAUCUCUGCCGAGAUCCUAAGGAUACCUUUGUAUCCCUGUGGCAUUUCGCGAACAAGCUGAGGCUUGAGAACAUGGAAAGUAAUUCGCUUGAAGAUGUUUUCGACAGGUUCUGUAAGGGAGUAAGCGUAUAUGCACCCUUUUGGGACCAUGUUUUAGGUUACUGGAAAGAAAGCUUGGAAAACCCGGAUAAGGUUCUUUUCUUGAAGUAUGAGGAUUUGAAAGAAAAGCCCACUUCCCAGUUGAAGAAAAUAUCUGACUUCUUGGGGUAUCCGUUUUCUUCUGAGGAGGAAGCAUCAGGACUCCUGGAGGGAAUCAUUGACCUUUGUAGCUUUGAUAAGUUGAGCAACUUGGAGGUGAACAAGAGUGGGAAGUUGUCUUCUGGUGAAGAAAAUAAGGCCUUCUUCAGGCGAGGUGAGGUUGGGGACUGGGUGAAAUUUCUGAAUGCUAAGAUGGUAGCUCGGCUAAAUUCCAUUACUCAACAAAAGUUUGAUGCAUCUGGGCUAAAACUAUAGGCUUAUAGUUCAAUGCAUUUGGAUCAAAAGUCUGUUGCUGCAUUAAAUGUUUCAGAGACGUCUUCGAUGUUCGAGUCUUUAUUCGUAAAGGUUGAUUACUUAUCGGUGAUUACCUUGCAGGACCCUGCUAAGUUGUUUUCUGAUUUGCAGUAGUAUUAAUUAGUACCUGAAGUUUUUCUUCAGUUGGAAAAGUGUGAACGUCUGAAAAUAUGAUUUUUAGGCUCCAUUCAGCUCAGCUGCCUAUGAAUGUAAUGCCUCGUUAUGAAAUAAAAUUUGCUUUUCUUUGAUUGUGGA
This is a messenger RNA of Coffea arabica (coffee), 1630 nucleotides long. RefSeq names its product cytosolic sulfotransferase 12-like. NCBI's taxonomy places the organism in Eukaryota, Viridiplantae, Streptophyta, Magnoliopsida, Gentianales, Rubiaceae. The record is from RefSeq and is a predicted model, not a curated record. Gene Ontology annotation, molecular function: sulfotransferase activity.